AUGAGAGACGCCCCGCCCUGUCUCCUGGCGACGCUAAGCGUCUUGUGCCUGCUCUCGGCGGUGUAUGUUCUGGAUGAGUUCUCGCUGCGUCGCUGGAGCCUCCUGCCGGGCGCCGCCUGGCAGGGCGACCCCGGCGCUCCCGCGGGCGCCCCCGCCGAGGGCGAGCGCACCGCUGCUCCCGGCGCGCGGGCAGGGCCGCCGAAGCCCGAGGUCCGGCCCCAGGGGCGCCCCGUGGCGCGACGCAACGCCACCGCGGGCGCCGCGGCUGAGCCGGCGGCCCCGGGCCCCGCGCCGCCGGAGGGCGUCGCCCUCGCGCCGUCGGAGGUGCUGUGGCUCCACGUUCCAAAGUGCGGCACGUCGUUCAUCUACGUGCUGGUCGCGUGGGCCUGCCCGUCCUCCCAGCAGCCGAACUGCGACAUCGCCAUCGGCUCCGUCGGGAGGGCGUGCAAGGAGCUGAAGCACCUGAACUGCGCGGGGCACUGGGUGAUGGGGAACCAGGCCUUCGAAGCCGGGGCAGGGGAGGUUCGUGUCGGUCUUCCGGCAGCCGGAGCAGAGGAGACUGCGACACCCUCAGUGCUGACCCCCGUCGGCAUUGCCCGAAGGAUGGUGUCCCAUUUCGGGCGGGGCGCCAGGCUGCGCCAGCCGUGGCCGGAGUUCAUCCGGGACGUGGAGGGCUGCCAGGCGAAGGCCUUGACGGGCCACGGUUGCAUCGUGCCGUACGCGCUCACGGAUGCCGACAUCGAGCUGGCGGUCCACCGCGUGCGGUUCGGCUUCGCCUUCGUCGGCGUCCUGGAAGAGUGGUCGCAGACGGUGUGCCUGUUCCACAAGAUGUUCGGGGGCAGCUGCAGGCCAGACGAGGCAAUGCAUUACCGGCAGAAUGCAAAAAGAAGGAAGGACGGCGGCGUUGACAGCGACGGCAAUUACAACGUAUCCGUUCUCAACGGCUACGUCGACAAAGCUGACACUCGCGUCUACGAUGCCGCCAUGGAGGUGUUCCAGGGCAACCUGAGGAGAUAUGCAGGAUCACGCUCGCCAGCUGGUUGCGAAGCGUUCUGCCUGUGA
Molecule: messenger RNA, 1062 nt
Organism: Prorocentrum cordatum
Lineage: Eukaryota; Dinophyceae; Prorocentrales; Prorocentraceae
Source: the annotation of a GenBank genome assembly